Paramecium pentaurelia is the source of this 1665-nucleotide messenger RNA. Lineage: Eukaryota; Ciliophora; Oligohymenophorea; Peniculida; Parameciidae. The record is from the annotation of a GenBank genome assembly.
AUGUUAAAACCAAAAAUGAUAGAAAAUCAAAAAGAUUUUCGAUGUUCAAAAGGACAUAAUCUACCAGUCACUACUAUUGCACUAGAUCCAAAAUUAUCAAGGGAAUAGAGACUCUUAUGUACAGAAUGUUUAGAUGAUGCAGAUUUAGAUACCAAGGUGGUUGGAUUAAAAAAAAUUAUUUUAUUAAUUGAAGAAAAUUAGGUAAAUAAGAUGGAAACAGUAGAAAAUAUAAUAAUGAAUUAAAUAAAAUUAAUUGAAUCAUUACAUGGUAUUGUAGAUCAAAUGAAAUCAUUUGUAAUCCAAUAAUUAAACUAAUUGAUUACUAUUCUGAUGGACUGGAUUCAAAAUCUUAAAUAAUAAGGAUCAUAAGAUUCUUAAUAUAGUUUUUACGAAGAAUUAGAAAUUAUGUUUAUAAAGUAAAAUAAAACUGAUGACUACUUAUAAAUAAUAAUCAAAGAAAUUUAGUAAACCAAUCUCUGUUGGACUUCAAAAUUUAAUCAUAAACUAGAAAAAUUUUAAUAAUUUGAGCAAUAUAAUAAAUGUAAGGAACUAUUAUCUUGUUUAUUAUAAGGUACUUGGAAUUUUAAUCAGAGUGAAUAAAAAUAAUAAAUCGAUAUCUAACAAAAAAAUAAAGAAAUAGAAUUUUUACAUAGUAAAUUAAAUAUAAAAGAAUCAGAAACUAUUUAAUCUACUCAUCCAAUUUAUCUCAAACCAUUCAAUUAUUAAAUAAUUUAACAAACUUCUUUUUCAUAAUUCGAUUUGUGUUUAGCAAUAGCUAUUGAUAAUGAUUGUUCAACAUUAGUGGCUGGAUGUAGAGAAAAAAUUAAAGUAUAUGAAUUCAAAUAAGGAAUCAUCGAUGAAAUUUAAACUUUAAAUGAACAUAAAGAUAGGAUAUGUACUUUAAACUUCAUGAAGAAAUCGAAAUAGUUUAUAUCUGGAAGCUGUGAUAAUACUAUUAGAAUAUGGAAAUAAAAUUAAAAUAAUUUAUGGAGUUCAUUAUAGGUAUUAAAUGGACAUAGUAAUACAAUCACUUGUUUAGUAUUCAAUUUAAAUGAAGAUCUAAUUAUAUCAGGGAGUCAUGAUAGUAAUAUUAAAUUUUGGAUGAAGAAGAAUGAAUGGUUGCUUUAAUAAACAAUUACUGAUCAUUCUAAUUAUGUAUAUGGAUUAAGUUUGAAUUAAGAAUAAAAUAGAAUAGUAUCAUGUGGAUAUGAUAAAUUUAUAUUAAUAAUAGAAAAUUAAGGAUAGAAUACAGAAUGGAAAGUAAUACAAAAGAUUAAUAUUGAUAAUUGUGGAUGGCGAGUAUGCUUUAUUGAUAAUAAUUUGUUCACAUUAUCACAAAGAGAUUAAGAAUAUAUAUCUGUCUUUGAGAUUAAUACUAUCAAUAAAUAGUUUACCAAAACUAGAGAUAUUACUAUAAAGUGUGGAUCAGAUACUAAUUGUUUAUUUCCUUAAUAAUACAUAAAUUCAAAAUGUAUUUUAUUGAGUAAGAAUGGUGAAUAUGUCAAUUUGAUAAGGAAAAAAUAAAAUGGAGAGUUUCUGACUGAAUAAUCUAUUCAUUUUGGAAGUAAUUCCUUAUAUGGAGGAAUGAGUGAAGAUGGAUAGUAUUUGAUCACAUGGGAUUCAAAAUCAUAUUAAAUAUAAAUUAGGAAAUAUCAAGAAUUAUGA